This is a messenger RNA of Gymnodraco acuticeps, 3598 nucleotides long. RefSeq names its product phytanoyl-CoA 2-hydroxylase interacting protein-like b (gene phyhiplb). Lineage: Eukaryota; Metazoa; Chordata; Actinopteri; Perciformes; Bathydraconidae. The transcript has 5 exons. Gene Ontology annotation, cellular component: cytoplasm. The coding region runs from base 410 to 1525 and encodes 371 amino acids. Gene Ontology annotation, molecular function: protein binding. The record is from RefSeq and is a predicted model, not a curated record.
CUGCGCUAAUCCUCUGAAGUAUUCAUGUUUAACUGUCCCGCGGCGGAGUGACACGCAGGGCACACUUGUGGCUCUGAGGGCACAGAUGCUCUGCAUACAUGCUGCGCGUUUUAAACAAGAUACAUGCACAGGCUGAUAUAUUAGUGCUUCGUACAUUUAAACGCAUCUCUGAAGGAGCUUCUAUGCCAACGUUGCAAACCCGAACUGGCGGCUUGUGCUGAUCGCGCCCGUGACGAUUCCGCUGACGCGCCACUAGCCGCACCACCCAGGAGACGAGGGGAGAGCAGAGAGCGACGAGAACCGGUCUCUCUUUCUUUUCUCCUUCCUCGACGAGCGUUGACUGCAGCUGUGCAAGUCCCGUGGACGAUAUUAAACUAGCGUUAAUCCCAGCAUCACCCAGGCUGCAGAGAUGGAGGUACCAGGUUUGGCGCACAACAUCAGUCCAUUAAGUCCCUGCGCGGGGAUGAUCAAGGACUUGAGCGCAUUACAGUUAUGCGAGAGAGAUGGAAGUAAAUCCCAGGAUGGCAGCAUGGAGGCGCUCCCUGUUCCUCAGAACAUCAAGAUCAGCAACAUCACCUGCGACUCCUUCAAGAUCUGCUGGGACAUGGAGCCGAGCAGCAAGGAGCGCAUCACACACUACUUCAUCGACCUGAACAAGAAGGAGAACAAAAACUCUAACAAGUUCAAACACAAGGAUGUUCCCACCAAGCUGGUAGCCAAAGCCGUCCCCCUGCCCAUGACGGUGCGGGGCCACUGGUUCCUGAGCCCCCGCACAGAAUACACCGUGGCCGUCCAGACCGCGUCCAAACAGACCGACGGGGACUACGCCAUCUCCGAGUGGAGCGAGAUCGUGGAGUUCUGCACCGGCGAUUAUUCCACAGUGCACCUAAACCAGCUGCUGGUGAAAGCAGAGGUCAUCGCCGGCCGGAUGCUGCCUCUGUCUGUCUUCUACAGGAACCAGAAUAAAGAGUACUUCGACCAUGCCAGGGAGGAUCAGGGGAACAUGAUGCUGCAGGCGGUGAAAGACAACAGCGGCAGCCACGGCUCCCCCAUCAGCGGCAAACUGGAGGGGGUUUUCUUCAGCUGCAACACAGAGUUCAACACGGGCAAGCCCCCGCAGGACUCCCCCUACGGCCGCCAGCGCUUCGAGGUGAAGGCCGACUCGCUCUUCAACCUCGACACCAACCUGUACUUUGGAGACUUCUACUGCAUGUACACGGCGUACCACUUCGUCAUCCUGGUCCUGGCGCCAAAGGGCUCCGCGGGGGACGACUUCUGUAAGGGGAGGCUUCCUGCGCUGGACCUCUCCAAUAACAGUUUCCUCACCUGCAAGCAGGAGGAAGACGGGAGUCUGGUGUUCCAUCACGCCCAGGACGUGAUCCUGGAGGUGAUCUACACGGAGCCCGUCGACCUGGCGAUAGGCUCGGUGGGGGAGAUCAACGGGCACCAGCUGAUGAGCAUGUCCACGGUAAACGCCAAGAAGGACCCCAGCUGCAAGACCUGCAACAUCAGUGUGGGACGCUAAGGAUGUAGAGGAGGAAGGACUGACCUCUAAACACACAGGAAGACCACAUGUACUGACCAAGCAGACCAACACAUGCAUGAAGCAGCAGAUUUAGUAGGCUCCCAGACAUGCAGCAUAUCUGACACCGCUCUGUACUCUGAAAGAGUGGACGAUACAAAAAAAGAGGAAGGUACACACUCUGACACCUACACUGCUGUCUCCUCAUCUGAAAAGGGUUACCCUAAAUGUUGAAAACAUAAGCUAAGAUAUCACGCAUUACUGAGUCAUAGAAACCUGGGACACCAACACAGCUCAUCCAUCCUGCAAGUCAACACUGAAACCCUUUAACUGUAGGCUACUAACGGUCUGCUCCUAUUCAAUUUGCUGUUGUUACUUUAUACACUUGUUUUGUUAAUGCCUUGUUGUAUUGUUAUCCUGAGGGUCGCGUCCACUGUCUGUGUGGACGAGCAUUUAGUCGUUUCCUUUGACUGUUUAUUGAUUCAGAACUGUUUUCUUCUCAUUCUUCAGUAGAGCAUUUCAGACUAUUCCUUUGUACCUUCUACUAGUGGCAAAGACUGGAACGACAAUUUUCUAGGGCUGCAGCAUCGAUAGUCAUCUUUCUUUAUACCAAAGGUAUUCAAACCCAGACGUGAAACUGCUGUGGAAUCUUAACAGAACUAAUGCAACAGCCUCUAAAAUGAAAAAAAAGCAUGAUGCAGCUCUCUGCAGCAUGAAAGCUGUCAGCACCUCUACCAUAGCAACCAGCUCUGCUACAGCCGCUUUGAUUUAAAUGUAGUCUGUGAAAAGAAAGAAAGUAGAACCAUAAACUGUGUUGAGCAGAAUAAAUGUGAAAAAAUAUUUAUUUUUAUUGAUACAUUCAUAUAUAGAAAAUUAUAUAAACCAGAAGUGCACAAUGCCGAAAGCUCUGAUCAUUGUCAACAACUGCAUUUAGAGGGAAAUAACUUCAUACAAGCAAAGUGGGGGGGUACACACCAAUCUGAUAGCAGAGAGAAGUUGCACUACAAUGCCAAGCUUCACCAACGUUCACAUGUUUUCCAAGGUUAACAUGUCAAUUCAAUUCAGUCACAAUUAUAAAAAUAUGAAUGCAUAUCAUAGCACAAUGUAGGAUUGAAGAGCAGACAUGUACAAACACGACAGGAUUGUCUCAUUGAUUGCAUUUAAGCUUACACACUGUUUGCCAAGAAAGCACUUGUUUUUAAGAAAAUGCCGUUUCCGCUUUGGGCAAAGCUGUCCUGAAAGAGUGUUUUUGCAAGGAAGAAAGCAAGUUACAAAGUGGCAUAAUGUGCGUGAAUAAAAUAACUUGCAUGUAACAAACACCAAGUUGUUACAGCAGUCACCCCUGACAUAAAUUAGUGCUACAUUAAAUACACUUCUCAUCAGGUUUAUAUUAAGAUGCGUCAUAAUGACAAAGGAUCUUUUGGGACAAACCCGCAGUCAUGCUGCUUUUCAUUAAGAUGGUCACCAAUUUCCUCAGUUUUCCUCAUGUAAAGUGCGUCAACAGAAAACGACAUAAAACAAGACCAGAACCACAAGAUUCAGAACCUGAUUUUCAUAAAGGAUUGAGUCCGAUAAAGUCCCACUGUGAGUCACUCAGCUGCUCUUGGUUGAGUCCCGUUUACUGAGCAGGGCCUCCAGGAGGCGGAGCUUAGCUUUGAGGCUCUUAUACUGGCAGUACUCCUCCGCCAUUGGCCCCCGGUCCUCCUUCUGACAGAACCUGUUAGCGAAACACAAAGAAAAAAAGAGGCAAAACUUCAGUAGUUUCCAACAAACUGCAGCAGCUUCCAUAACUGGUUGAUAGUCCCUAUGUUGCCUUACUCAGAUAGCUUUGUACAGUGUGUAUUGUAAUCUUACUGUAUUUACUUUGGAGGACUAACAUGUACAGUACAAAGGACGUGAACAGAGCAAACGUCUAUCUCUUCGUCUCUUUCCCGAGCUCUCUGUGCGGUAUUAACGUGCGUGCAUUUCACUGUCGUACCAUAAGAUGGGAUUUCUUUUGUGGAUGUUUUUUCUUUGUUUUUCACAAGGCAUUGUUGAAAACCAAAUGUUUCAAGUUUAUUAAAAGAUAAAACAAAA